Mercurialis annua (annual mercury) is the source of this 2555-nucleotide messenger RNA. Its product is annotated as cation/H(+) antiporter 4-like. Gene Ontology annotation, biological process: proton transmembrane transport; regulation of pH. Bases 98 to 2482 code for a protein of 794 amino acids. Gene Ontology annotation, molecular function: antiporter activity. The transcript has 3 exons. Lineage: Eukaryota; Viridiplantae; Streptophyta; Magnoliopsida; Malpighiales; Euphorbiaceae. The record is from RefSeq and is a predicted model, not a curated record. Gene Ontology annotation, cellular component: membrane; endomembrane system.
CAGAAAACAAACAAACAAACAAACAAUGCUUUAUAUAUCAAUCUCAUACUCAGUAAUUUCUUGAAUCAUCUUCUUCAUUUUUCUUGACAAAAAAGCUAUGGAAAAUCUUAACAAUCCAUUGCUAAAUGUAAGCGGAGAGUGUUUUGAUAAUAUUCCUGUAUAUUCAGAAGGAAUUUGGAAUGUAAAACGUGGUGAUUCAUUUCUUGAACAUUCUUUUGUUCGUUUCCAAAUUCAAAUACUAGCAAUGCUUCUCAUUUCUAAUAUAGUUUAUCAUGCUGUGUUCAAGCGUUUGCAUAUUCCUCGAUUUUCGUCGGAUUUUAUGGCAGGGCUUAUAUUGGGAAGAUCAGGCCUACAAGCUUUAUAUCCUGAGAAGGCACUAUUUUUGUUCCCACCAGUCCCCAAUCAAGUUUUUGCUUCAUUAAUAAAAGUUGGAUACAUUCUAUUCACAUUUCUAACAGCAGUCAGAUUGGACACAAAUUGCAUAAGCAGAAUAGGAAGAAGAGGCCUUAUUUUAGGAUGUUUAAUAUAUGCAUUUCCUUAUGCAAUCACAACGUCUUUCCACAUCAAGUUAAACCCGAAAGUCCAAAUCACUCUCGCAGAAGCCGGCGCGCAGACCAACAACGUGAAACUCUACGUAUCAGAAUUCGUACGAAGCCAAUUCGUUGAUAUCAGUGUUGUUCUGAUGCAACUCAAGAUCACAAAUUCUCGGCUCGGACAUUUAGCGCUGGCCAUUACGGUUAUCGGAGAUGUGGUGCAGUUUUUCGUUGGAAACGUUACGAACAUUCUCUCUAGGGAGGUACUUACAUCCAAGAGAGUCGUGGCUGUCUCGUUUCUUUUGCUGAUAGUUUUUAUUGGAUUCACUAUUAUCAUCAUGAGAGCAUUGUCAUUUUGGUUCAUCCGAUUGACUCCCGAAGGUAGACCGAUGAAGGAUCUUUACGUGCAUGUUUUCGUAGCGAUUGUGUUGGUUUUAUCAUCAAUUGGAGAUGCAAUGGGGCUGCAUUAUUUAUGGGGGCCAUUUGUGCUAGGUUUGAUAAUACCAGCAGGCUCACCAUUAGCUACAACUCUAACCAAAAAGCUUGAUACUAUGGUGUAUGGGCUACUUAUUCCUCUUAUGAUUGCAUUUUGUGCCACAAAAGUUACAUUAUGGACAUUUUUGGCAUACAUAGGCGAUGCUCUCAACUUUCAGAUGGCUAUAAUUAGCUAUAUGUUUAAGGUGGUUGCAACUUUUAUCUUUGUGGUAGCUCUUAUUAAAAUCUCUUACAAAGAAGCUCUUGCUCUUACGCUCAUUUUGAACGUCAAAGGCAUUAAUGAGCUCGGAUAUAUUUUGAGCUUCACUAACAUGGAGUCGGAUGACAGUGUAAGCGGACUUCUGUUAGUUUUCUUGUUAACAUCCUAUGCACCACCUCUAAUAAAUUUACUCUAUGAUCCAACCAAGCAUUACAUUGGCUAUAACAAAAAAUGCAUUGAGUACACUCCAUAUGAUGCUGACCUUGAAAUUCUAGUUUGUGCACAUAAACAAGAAGAUGCCAUGGCUGCAAUCAGGCUUUUUGAGCUUUCUAAACCUACAAAACAAAGCCCCAUUUCUGUUUAUGGACUAUGCUUGGAAGAGCUUGUUAGUAGUGCCAAUCCACUUUUGAUCAAUCACCAAUUAGGUCAAAAAAUCUCCACUUCCCAAGUAUCAACUCUAUCUCGGUCGCAGUCCAUCAUCGACGUUUUUCGGUAUUUCAAGUCCGAGUUCAAGAAAUCCGCCCAGGUUAACGUGUACACCGCAAUCUCUCCGCUCAAACAGAUGCACGAGGAUAUAUGCUGGCUCGCAUUCGACAAGUCGUGUUCGUUGAUUAUACUUCCGUUCCAUAAGAAAUGGAGUAGCACUGGGAAAAUUGUGUCGAAUAGUAUUGAUUUCAGGAAUUUGAACAUCAGUGUUUUUGACAGGGCGCCCUGUUCUGUCGGAAUUCUGAUAGAUCGGCGGAAAAACCGCGGAUUGUCGUCUGUUUUUGACUUGUCGACGAUAUAUCACGUGGCUAUAUUAUUUGUCGGAGGUAGAGACGACAGAGAAGCACUGGCGUACGCGUUAAGAAUGUCGAGGAGCUCGGAACUUCGGCUGACAAUUAUGCAUUUUGUUACUACGGAAGAAAUCGUGCACGAUAGUUGGGAAAAUAUGCUCGAUCUCGAAUCUUUAAAAUGCUUGAGAGAAGAAAUUGCAAUGAACAUGAAUAUUACUUAUAUUGAAGAGACCGUGAGGGACGGGUCUGAUACAGCAGCGAUAAUUAAAUCCAUUCAAGGGAAUUUCGAUCUGAUAAUGGCCGGGAGACGCCACGAAAGCAAGCCGGAAGUAGUAUCGGGAUUAUUGCAAUGGGCGGAAUAUCCCGAGCUUGGAGAAAUGGGGGAUUUGCUUGCUUCUUCAGAUAUUUUGAGUACAGUUUCAAUAUUAGUGAUGCAACAACAAAUCCUGAAAGCAGAUCAUAGUAGUAUUCUGAAUUGAUAUAUGAUUUGUUAUGAUUGGAUUUCAGAAAAUUAAGAUCGAUGUUAACAUAUUAAGCAUAUUCUUAACUGAA